Folsomia candida is the source of this 4855-nucleotide messenger RNA. RefSeq lists its product as uncharacterized. The record is from RefSeq and is a predicted model, not a curated record. The coding region runs from base 251 to 4720 and encodes 1489 amino acids. NCBI's taxonomy places the organism in Eukaryota, Metazoa, Arthropoda, Collembola, Entomobryomorpha, Isotomidae. Gene Ontology annotation, cellular component: nucleus. Gene Ontology annotation, molecular function: zinc ion binding; NAD+ poly-ADP-ribosyltransferase activity. The transcript has 14 exons.
UAGUCACACUGUAUUAUCAUCGCCUUUAGCUAUUGUAAAUUACAAUAGCUAAAGGCGAUGAUAAUACAGUACUGGAGUAAAUAUUACAAUUUGUAAUAUUUACUCCAGGACUCUCUCCAUCAGGAUUAUUAACUAAGAUAAGCUAUUUUUGACGAGGUUAAAUCUGGUUGGUCAGGUCAUGUCAUACAUAUUCGUCCCCGGCACUACAUCGGGGUGUCAAUUUUAAUUAGCAUAUGAUCUUUCAUCCACAAUGGAGGGGAUUGCAAACCCUGGUCGAGGAAGAGGGGGCGGUCGAGGCCGUGGCAGAGGAAAAGGUCAUGGAGCACGGAUAUUUGCAAAUAGUAGUGAUAUUCCUCCGCUGCUAGAUUAUCAUCAUAAUUAUGAAAAUUAUGGAAAUCGUGGAGGUGGAAACAUUUACAAUAACCGGGGGGGACGCCAUGUACCAAAUAAUGAAAAUUAUCAGCAACAAGAACAACAUCAAGCAGGGGGACAAGGACGUGGCUGUGGUGGUAAUCGAUGGAGGAACAGUAAACGAGGUGGUCAUGUCGUCAAUUCUGGUAAAAUAAAUGUGAAUCAUGGCAUCGAAAACAAUAUCGAACAUCAUGGAGAAGACCACCGUCACGGUUUUAACGAAAAUGACCACGGGAAGGAAGUUUUACCAAGAUCUAUCCCUGAUCAUAACGAAAAUCGAAAACAGUUUGAAAGAAAAGGCCCCGUAUUUGGAUUCAAACGGCUGCAUGGCUUUCUCUCCUCUCCACAACACACGGUCAUCCUCUCCAUCAAGAAGGAUAAGCUAGACUGGGAAGAUUUUUUAAACUCUGACCAAAUCAACCCAUCCAAUCCGAGAAACAACUUGCAUUUGAUAAUGCAAGUCUUGGUAGAAAAAGUCAUUAGUGGAGGUGGAGAACCAGCUCCGAAAAUUGAUAUUUGUGCUCCCACUAUCGUCGAAAACUUUAGGAAAAGCAUAGUUGAACAAUGUCUCCAAAUUAUGAUGAGUCAAACACCUAAAAAAUCUGCUCCUCCACCAUUAAUCAGAAACUUAAAGGGCACUUUUAUAGAAAUUGACAAAUCGCCAGAAACUUUUCUCCGAAAUUUGGUCACCUAUUUCGUCUUUGUGAUCAAUUUCAUGCUCCCAAAGACAAUCGAGUUUUUCCCAUCCCUUAUCACUAAUGCGAUUGGGGCCGUGUCUUGGCUAUCAAAAAGUAAUCCAGGAUUUAAUACUUCUCAGAUACUGCGUGAUUGUCGGUCUCUUAUGCACAAACUGCAACUAUACAGCCUGGAUCCUCAUGAACAAACUGAUGAGACAGACACAUGUAUGGAUUUUCAAAUUGGGUUGAAGCAGGUUGAAGAUAAUGUCCGUUCCCCUCCUGGAAGUGGGGGUGGUUUACCCAAGUGCAACGCUAUACUUCCCUGUAGUCACCACUGCGAGAAAGUUUCCCACACCAAAGAUCCCGGACAUCAAAAAUAUUCUUGCAAAAAGCCUUGCCUCAUAUCCUGCCUGAAUGACCAUCCAUGUCGCUCCGUCUGCUUCAAAAAAUGCCCCCCUUGUCAAGUCACGAUGGUGAAAACGCUUCCCCAAUGUGGCCACGCCGCAGAGAUGUUGUGUUGUGAAAAUCCGGCCGAAUAUGUAUGCAAAAUCUUGAUGAAUAGGAAACUUCCCUGUGGGCAUGAAGCAGAUUUAGCGUGUCAUCUCGACCCAACCGAGUACACCUGUAAAGCCAAGAUGAGCAGAAUACUUCCGUGUCAAGAACACCAACAAAUCUUGGAGUGUCAUGUCGAUCCGGGAUCACAAACUUGUAAAAUUAACGUUGAGAAAAAACUGCCUUGUGGACACUGGCAGAAUUCUGAGUGUCACCUUUCUCCGGAUGUUAUCAAAUGUAAGACUAAGGUGCAAAUAACACUGGUUGACUGUGGGCACACGUUGGACGUCCCCUGUAUCGAGCAGACCAACAAGAAGCUGUUAAUUUGUCGAAAUCCAUGCUCUAUCCGGUUGAGUUGUGAUCAUUCUUGUCCAAAAAUAUGUCAGCACACGUCGACAGAUCCAGUUCAUAGUGACGUUCCUUGUAAGAAAAAUUGUAGCCGGGCAUGUAAAGCAGGUCACCAAUGUUCACUUAUUCACAAAUGCGACACGCCUUGCCCUCCCUGCAAAACUUUUGUGCUUCGAAACUUAGCUUGCGGCCAUCAGAAAGAGCUUCCAUGUCACGUCGAUCCCACCCAGUACAAAUGCAUAGAACCCUGCACCCGUCGUUUUCCCUGUUCACACACAUGCGAGAACUUGUGUUUCGAAAUGUGUGGACCUUGCACGGCCGUGGUCGAGAAAUAUGUUCCAUCCUGUUUACACAGAAUUUUGGUUACUUGUUCCGUCCAACCGACGCAAGCAAUGUGCAUGCAACUAGUGAAACCAAUGAAUCGAUCCUUAUGUGGACACGAUGUGAAAGUCCCGUGCAAAAUUAGAAAUACAGUCGACGCAGCACAAGUUACAGCCUUGUGUACUGAACCGUGCAGCGAUCUAUUAUCUACUAAAUUGGGUGGGUGUGGUCAUCCAUGUAAAGGAACGUGUUCGUCUUGCUGGCAGGGCCGACUACAUGCAAAAUGUGGGGUAGAAUGCGGUCGAAUUCUUAUCUGUGGAGAUGUUUGUGAUUUCCCCUGCUCUAAUCACGGGUGUCCACCUUGUAAUAAAAAAUGUCACAUGAAAUGCGAACAUUCCGAAUGUGGGGAACAGUGUGGAACGCCCUGUUUAGACUGCAAUGAACGCUGCUCGUGGCAAUGUGUUCACAAAAGAUGUACCAAAUUUUGCCGAGAGCUAUGUGAUCGAUCUCCAUGCGAUGAACCAUGUCGAAAACUUUUACGUUGUGGACACCCUUGCGUUGGAUUUUGUGGCGAACCCUGCCCUCCUCAUUGUCGCAAAUGUGAUAGCGAACAGUUAACCGGGUUUAUAUUGUCGGGACGUGAGAAAGAUGAAAAUUCACGAUUCAUUUUUUUACCCGAUUGCAAACACUCCAUUGAGGUGGAAGGACUCACAAAGCAUAUCAAUUCAACUACAAAUCAGUUUGGCUCGAAAAAAUGCCCCCGAUGUCACACUCGGAUAAAUUAUUGUCGUCGAUUCAACAACGUUAUCCGGGCCGAGGUUGAGGAUGUCAUUGUCGAGAGAGAUAUAUUAUUUGGAGACUAUGAAGCUGUGAAGAACAUUCAUCGACAAGUUAUUGAAAAACUUAAAUGUCACGAUACGAGAGAAAAAUUGGUCCGGAAUUUCCCAAUUUUUUACAACCAUUUGGUAAAUCAAGUGGUGGACAUUAUUCCUGCCUCAAUUUCACGAAUUGCACAACUCGGUGUAUUUGGCCAAAGAGGAGGAAAUGAUAUGGACAGUAAUGAACGCUGGAUUGAAAAAAAGGUUAAUGAGCAAGUUUUAAAAUCAAUAAGUUUCCUGGUCGGUUGUGCCGAAACUGGAGUAGAAGUGCUGAUCCAAGGUCGAAAUGCAUCCAGAGAAAAAGGAAGUUUGACCUCCGAAUUGUCUGCCAAACUUCACACGAGAUAUAUUGACUUGUUCGUAAACAUUCAAAACCGGAAGCUGCCCCUGAGUAGAAUGGAAAUGCGUGACAUUUCACGAGAACUUUCUAGGCUGAGCGAUCUUUGUGACGUCUAUUUAGGAAGGUCCAACCCUAAAUAUAAAGAUACGAACCCACGAGCUUUUCAAUUCUACGUCAAGGCGCUACGAAUCGUGGAGGAACAAGGGCCAUAUCUGGGACUUAGGAAAUCGGAAUUGAAUAUUCUGCUUAAGAAACUCGAAGAAGUGCUGCGACACGGUCUCGAAAUUUCAGCAGCAGAACGACAACAAAUACUAGCCACGUUUGCGUCAACUGGUCAAGGCACCCCGGGUCUUUGGUACAAAUGCCGAUUCGGUCAAUAUUACGAAAUUGUGGAAGAGCAUGGAGCAGGUGCUGCUCUGAAAUGUGAUAAGUGUGAUGGACAGGUCGAUUUCGAUAGCGAAAAUACCACCUCCACAAGUACUACCCUUUUCCGCUUACGGCUAUCGCGUGACUCUGAUCUUAGCUACCAACUCCUCUCCAGACUAACUGGGACCACCGAGCGCGAACUUCGCCAAAUGAUCUUCAGUACCGUUCUAUCGUCUUCUUCAACCCACUAUCAGGACAUGUCAACCUACUUUGCCAAUACCCAGUGUCAUAACUUUAACGUGAGGAUAACAAACAUAUUUAAAAUUCGACGCUUUGACGACGUCAACUGUUUCGGGGGUGGCAGAGCAAAUCGUAAAUUGUUAUGGCACGGAACAAAAUUAACAAACGUUGGAGGAAUUCUCUCCCGAGGCUUUUCUCGGCCUUCUCAUGGGGGGCAAAUGUUCGGAACUGGGACGUAUUUUGCAGAUCGGGCGUCUAAAAGUAUCCAGUACUGUGGCGUGUCUCGUGCCUCUAGGGGGUCGAAGGGUUACUUAUUCGUAUGUGCCGUAGCCUUGGGGAACAGCCAUAUUGCCUCAUCAGCCAACCACUCUUUUCAAGCUCCUCCAAGUGGAUAUGAUUCUAUCAUGGGCGUUGGGCAAUCGGUCCCAGACGUUUACGGUCGGCGGAUGUAUCUCGACGCUGAGAUACCAUGUGGUAAGACAGUCCAGACCACACAAAGUUCCUCAGGCCUCCUGUAUAACGAGUACAUAGUGUACGACAUGGACAGAAUUACGAUAAAAUUUCUACUAGAAUUUGAAAUUGUAUAAUAACAAGUUUGCUUGUUGAGUGGGAUACAUUUUGUGUUUUGACAAUUGCAAUUUCCAAUUAUUGUAUGUGUUCAAGUUAAUGAAAAAUAAUUUUCUAAAACUUGGAAUAAAUCCUUAUGACGUUUGACUAGAGAA